ACGUACAAUAAUAUCGAGAGCACAAAGAUGGCGGCCUCCCUUCUGCGGCUAGGACGAUUCGGAUUAUUGAAGCAGGAUGGCUGGGGUGCACUGAGAACCCCACUCACUGCGGCCUUAUGCACUAAAGCACAGCCACCCAAGAAACCUGCAAAGAAAGCUUCAAGUAAGACCUCAGAGGCCCUGGACGAGAGGGCAUCUCUGCUAGCCUACAAGACUACUGUUGCCUUCCCUGCUAGACUUUCUCCUUCAGGAUUUCUCAGUCAAGGGGCUACACUAGGUGAAGAUAAGCAAAGUGGGGAUCCCGCUAGUACAGAACCCCCUUUGUUAAAAUCAGUCACUGCCGCUCAAAAAGACGCAACAAGUCCAACUAGUGCUGAGGUGAAGACACCGAAAUCUGAAGUUAAACUUAAAGAUGAUAACGCUACAUCUUCCUCAUCUAGUGAUUCAGAUUCCGACUCGGAUUCUGACUCGGAUUCUGAUGAUGAAAAACCUGACAAGACCAAACAGAAAGAACCAGUCUUCCAGACCGAAGAUAAAACAGGACAGAAAGAAAGAAAGUCCUCUUCUGUGACUGAAGAGACUGCUUCGUACCUGAAGACCAAAGCUGUUCCUGAACACCGGCAAACUGAUUCCGUUCCUAAAGAAGCACCUGAAGAUGCCAAAACAGUGAGUAAACCCAUGUCCAAAAAAGUGUCUGCUCCAAGCAAGGCAGUGUCCUCAUCGGAGGACAUAGUCGACCCUGCUCCUGUCUUAUGCACAGCUGACAGUGUUAAAGCUCCAGCAGGGGUUAAACCAGAAAAAGAAGCAGGUGUGAAAGUGAAGACUUCAAAAAUCCCUGAACGCGUCCCUAAAGAAGCCCCUGAUGUGGCUGCCACACCCAAACCAGAAGUCGUCUGUGAUUCUACUCCCGAAACAGCAUCCGAACCCAAAGUCAAAAUCAAACCUGUAUCAAAGACGACAGAAGCGGUCGCUGCUGCUGAAGAGUUAGUCGACCCCGCUCCUGUAGGCACUGAUGCAGAAGAACUCUGCAGAGCCGAACCUGAAGUAGCAGCUGCACCAGAGGAAGCUGCUGCAGCAGCAGCACCGGCGCCCGAGCCUGCACCCGAGCCAUUCGAUAACACCUCAUACAAGAACCUGCAACAUCACAGUUACAACACGUACACGUUCGUGGACAUGGAUGUGGAGAUGGCCAACCAACGUAUGCCCCAGCCCUCUACGGGAAGGCCCUCACCCAAGCACUGAUCUCUCCCUCAGGGGGGCCUGUGAUCUCCUUCCUGUUCUCCACAGGGAUUCAUGUCCUACUGCUCCUGCGUUGCGCCGAUUUGUCUUUCAGAUGCUUGAUCACAUUGUCUGAUGAAAUGCUUGCAAUCACAUUAAAGCAUUUACAGUAAUUAAACAAUUUAAAA
This is a messenger RNA of Clarias gariepinus (North African catfish), 1406 nucleotides long. It is a transcript of the gene ndufv3, whose product is annotated as NADH:ubiquinone oxidoreductase subunit V3. The transcript has 4 exons. The record is from RefSeq and is a predicted model, not a curated record. Gene Ontology annotation, biological process: mitochondrial ATP synthesis coupled electron transport. Gene Ontology annotation, cellular component: mitochondrion. Bases 28 to 1242 code for a protein of 404 amino acids. Lineage: Eukaryota; Metazoa; Chordata; Actinopteri; Siluriformes; Clariidae.